ACUAUUAGACAGGUUCAAUGGAAGUUAGGACAUUCUGUUGAAUAGUAUGGCAGGAACUGUUGUAGAAGAAUAUUAGCUGCAAGAUGUUUGGUAUCGUGAGGCCUCUGAGCUUCCUGUGUUACUUCAUUCUGGGCUCAGCAACACUGAUCAACAACAGUCCAGAUGAUUCAUAUGCCAGACUUGAAGGGGACAUAAUGAUAGGAGGACUCUUUCCCAUACAUAAAGAGAUACCAGAUUUAGGGAUCUAUACCAAACCAUCUGAGUUCAUCUGUACUGGGUUUGAUUUGAGAGGCUUUUUGCGAUCCCUUGGGAUGGUCCAUGCUAUUGAAAGAAUAAACAGAUUCAGUCUCUUGCCUGGUAUCAAAUUGGGUUAUGCGAUUUAUGACACCUGUGGAGAUGCAUCCAGAGGUCUUCAAGAAACAAUUAAAUUAACUGGAUAUCAAGAUUCAUCAUACGGAAUAUUACAUGGGAUAUGCAAUGUUACAGAUCGUCCACCACUAGUGAAAGCGGUUGUCGGUGCAAGCUAUUCUGAAGUCUCCAUUGCAGUGGCAAGACUGCUUGGUUUUCAGCUUGUGCCUCAGAUAAGUUAUGGUUCGUCUGCUGCAAUCUUAAGUGAUAAACGAAGGUUUCCAUCAUUCCUGCGAACUGUUCCAAGUGACGUACAUAUGACUAAAGCCCUUUCUAAACUUAUAAGUCAAUUUAAAUGGUCCUACGUGGGUCUCAUUUCAAGCGACGAUGAUUAUGGGCGCUCCAUUUUGGAAAGUUUAGCAAUGCAGUUUGACAACAAGUUUGUGUGUAUUGCCUUUGAGGAGAAGCUUCCGGCAGACAUAGGCAACCCUGGGGUAAAUGUAUCCAUAAAGGCAGUAAUUGGUACAAUAAAGCAGUCUCCUGCCAAAGUUGUGAUUCUUGCUUUAAAAGUGCCAAUUGUUAUGGAACUAUUUAAUGAAGUUCUCAAACAGAACAUUUCCAGAGUAUGGAUUGCCACUGAUAACUGGUCUACGUCACAAGAGGUGGCUGCAAUGCCAGAUAUUGAACAUGUUGGAAAUAUACUUGGUUUUUCCUUUGAAAACAGAGAAGUGCCUGGGUUCAGAAUGUAUUUGCGGAGUUUGAGUGCUGGACCUCAUGCAACAAAUGUAUUCAUAGAGGAGUACAAAAGGCUUCGUUUUGAAUGUACAGAUCAGUACAAGGAAUAUAAACGCUGCUUAGAAGCAUCACCACACAACUGCACUAAAUCACAGUCUCUCAACUUCAAGUCCCCUUUGGCUUGCAGCACAGGAAAUAUCUCCCUUGCAAGCGAUGACUACUUGGACAGGAAUAUUGAGUUAGAUGGAACGUACAGUGCCUACCUAGCAGUUACCGCAAUAGCAAAAGCAUUAAACAAAAUGUUAUGCUCUAAUGGAAUUUGCAAUCCCACAACAACGUUUGCUCCAUGGCAGCUGCUAAAAGAAUUAAAGAAGAUACAGUUCUAUGACAACAAUGAGAAUAUAUUCUUCACCGAUGAUGGCGAUGUCAAUAUUAGCUACGACUUGCUGUUCUGGUAUACAGUAAAUGGAUCCAUGCAGUUUCAUGUUGUUGGAAAAUAUGAGCUGAUUAAUAACUCAGUUCAUUUUAAUGAAUCCCUUAUCAUCUGGAAUACAGAGGAUAAAAAGGCACCUGGUUCCAUGUGUUCAACACCAUGCAUUCCCGGGCAGUAUAAAAUCCACUCAAAUGUACACUGCUGCUAUAACUGCAGUGAAUGUGCGGAGGGAUACUAUACAGAAUCUUAUGAUAUGACUGAGUGCAAGAAGUGCCCUUAUGAUCAGUGGUCAUAUAACGGAAGUGCAUCUUGUGAAAAUAGGACGAUUGAAUAUUUCCAGUGGACAAAUCCAUUUGCAGUUGUUCUCUGUUGUUUUGCUUUAAUUGGUCUUUUAUUAGUGAUAAUUGUGGGAAUCGGGUUUUUACAAUAUGUGGCAACUCCGGCAGUUAAAGCAGCAGGUGGUAUUUAUAUCUGUGUUAUGAAUUUAUCACUACUAAUCAGCUUUGCUAACUCUAUAUUAUUCAUUGGUGAGCCAAGAAAUGUAUCUUGUAAGAUCAGACAACCACUUUUUGGUAUCAGUUUUACUCUUUGUGUAUCCUGCAUCCUGAUAAAGUCUUUUCGCAUUGUGCUGGCCUUUGAGAUGGGUAACAGAUUUCAGCACAAUAUAAAGAUAACCUAUAAACCAGCUUUAGUGGUUAUUACAUUAACCGCUUUUCAAGUUUGUAUUUGUACUUUGUGGCUUUUAAUACGAGGACCCUUUAUCAAGAAUACUGUCCUCAUUCCCCAGACACUUAUACUUCAGUGUGAUGAAGGAUCCACCCUUGGAUAUGGAAUCAUGUUGGGGUAUAUCGGCUUCCUUGCUUUCCUUUGUUUUGCCUUAGCAUAUAAAGGACGGAAAUUGCCUGACAAAUACAAUGAAAGUCGUUGUAUUACAUUCAGCAUGCUCAUUUACCUAUUUGUAUGGUUUGCAUUCAUACCAGUUUAUGUGACCACCAAUGGCAAGUAUCUUCCUGCAGUGGAAAUGGUGGCCAUAUUGGCAUCCAACUAUGGUGUAUUGUGCUGCCAUCUUAUACCCACAUGCUACAUUAUAUUUUUCAAAAAAGACAAGAACAAAAGAGAAAAAUACCUGAAAAGUAUACAGUCCUUUUCCAAAGUUAAAAGUGCAGUUGAUUUUGAUGCUACUAAAAUCACAAGAUCUGAGACCCAAGAAUCCCAGACAUAUGUUAAUGGCAAGGCUGAACAGUUUUGUAUUCUCCAUGGAUUACGAAAAAGAUGUAAAAGUGUCUAAAUAAAAUCACUACCAAUAAAAGUACAGUAAUGUGGUAUCAUACA
This is a messenger RNA of Xenopus laevis (African clawed frog), 2848 nucleotides long. It is a transcript of the gene gprc6a.L, whose product is annotated as G protein-coupled receptor class C group 6 member A L homeolog. The transcript has 6 exons. The coding region runs from base 84 to 2804 and encodes 906 amino acids. The record is from RefSeq and is a predicted model, not a curated record. Gene Ontology annotation, cellular component: membrane; plasma membrane. Gene Ontology annotation, biological process: sensory perception of taste; G protein-coupled receptor signaling pathway. Gene Ontology annotation, molecular function: G protein-coupled receptor activity. NCBI's taxonomy places the organism in Eukaryota, Metazoa, Chordata, Amphibia, Anura, Pipidae.